AUGUCUAUGGUCAAAUCUCAAGCUACUGGGAUCUCUGCUAGUCAAUUAGCUCGGAUUGAUUCGCAGGAAUUGAGUACUACAUUAGGUGGCAUGCACAACAAGCGCCAAAAUGGCCCCGCUGCUGCGAUAAAUGCAUCAAAAUCCGGAGAGACUUCCAACUCCACUAAUGCAGAUCUUAUUAACCAGAGAAUUGAUUUGGAGUCAUUGCUUGGGGGGGUUACAGACUUGCUGGGGAAAGAGAACUGGACAAAAUACGCACAAGUAAUUAGUUUGUUCAUACUGGGAAAAUUAUCGAGAAAAGAGCUGUGCAACGAAUUAGAUUUACUUUUCACACCUAUUGAUGGAUCAAGCACAAAUAUCAGUCUGAGUGCCAGUGCAGACGCAUCGAAGGCCCCCCUGCGUGGCAGGGCCUUGCUGAUACGAAUGCACAAUCACUUGCUGCUCGGGAUUCUUGCGAAUUCCCUGAAAGAUUCUCCAUUAAUGGGCAACCUAUCAGAUGGAACAUGGGGGUUUGGGAAUGGCAGUUCACUGGCAAAUAAAAAAAGGGUCAAUAAGCAUAAUUCACAGAUAGAAACAUAUAAAAAGAUAGUAAUGUCGUUACCAGUAAAUGAUCGGCAGAGACUGAAAUCUAUUACAAAAGAAGCCGGUAAAAGGGGAUUUGUUCUUUGUUCUGUAUUGCAAGCUAGGUUAAAUACAAUUCCAAAGAUACCGAUUGUAUUAAAUCCUGAGACUCUGAAAAGAGUCAAGAGUAAUAAUUUAAAAACACCAUUGGAGUGGUCACAAGACAUAAUGAAUGGAUUCAAUGCACCACUCGCUACCGAUAGUUAUUCUUUACCAGAUACUGAGUCUUUAUUUCUCAGAAUGGUGGGAAUAUCGCGUGAACAUGGCUUAGUUGGUACCGUAGACACUGGUUGUGUUGAGCUGCUUUCUUUGGCUUUGGACAAUUAUUUGAAAAAUAUACUUGAAUCAGCAAUUGACACAGUACGAUAUCGACAGAAAAAAUAUUCAGAGUACUAUGAUCUCGGUGACAACGGAUUCUAUGAGCCAGUAGCGGAAGAUGGAAAGGUUUCUCCAGAAAAGGAGGCCUAUGCUAAGAAAGAAAGUAUGUCGUUGACUAACGAAGAUCUCUACGACUGUUUCACUUUAUUCCCCAACCUUGUAGAGCCGACCGGCGCGUUUGUUAGUUUACCAGCAGUGGGACUUUUAAACGAUGAUGAGCUCGUUGUAACUAACAGUAGUAUUGAUGACCUUGCCGAUUUUUCUGAAGAUAGACCAACUUUCACACCAUUGGAUGAGCGUAAUAUUGGUACUAGAGAAGAAUUGAAUUGGCUGAUAAAGGAUAUUUUAACAGAGGACUAA
Messenger RNA from Zygotorulaspora mrakii, 1359 nucleotides. RefSeq names its product Hfi1p (gene HFI1). NCBI's taxonomy places the organism in Eukaryota, Fungi, Ascomycota, Saccharomycetes, Saccharomycetales, Saccharomycetaceae. The transcript has a single exon. The record is from RefSeq and is a predicted model, not a curated record. Gene Ontology annotation, biological process: regulation of transcription by RNA polymerase II. Bases 1 to 1359 code for a protein of 452 amino acids. Gene Ontology annotation, molecular function: transcription coactivator activity. Gene Ontology annotation, cellular component: SAGA complex.